Messenger RNA from Ostertagia ostertagi, 342 nucleotides. The record is from the annotation of a GenBank genome assembly. NCBI's taxonomy places the organism in Eukaryota, Metazoa, Nematoda, Chromadorea, Rhabditida, Trichostrongylidae.
AUGCAACACCGCCCAAGCAAACAGCAGCCUAUAUCGGUCCACGACACAUGUGCCAGACCCGGAAAUUCCGACUGGAGAAAAGUACGAGUGGCAAUUGCGAGCAUGAAAGGGGGCACGACUCCCGGUCCUGACAAAAUCUCAACCGACUUGCUUCGUGCAGGUACGGAAAAAGUUCGAUACGGAAGGCACAUAGUCUUUAGAGGUCGAAGAUUAUCUACCGACGGUCCUUUGAGGAUGGAGAAUAGGAAUGCAACACCGCCCAAGCAAGAACAUACAAGGAACAAUAUAAUCGGUUGUCCACGACACAUGUGCCAGACCCGGAAAUUCCGACUGGAGAAGUAA